GGCGGCCCGGGCGGCGGCGUUGGCGGCCCGGGCGGCAGCGGGGCGGGCUCGGCGGCGCUGUGCCUGCGCCUGGGCAGGGAGCAGCGGCGCUACUCGCUGUGGGACUGCCUCUGGAUCCUGGCCGCCGUGGCCGUGUACUUCGCGGACGUGGGCACGGACAUCUGGCUCGCCGUGGACUACUACUUGCGCGGCCAGCGCUGGUGGUUCGGGCUCACGCUCUUCUUCGUGGUGCUCGGCUCGCUCUCGGUGCAAGUGUUCAGCUUCCGCUGGUUCGUGCACGAUUUCAGCACCGAGGACAGCGCCACGGCCGCAGCCGCCUCCAGCUGCCCGCAGCCUGGAGCCGAUUGCAAGACUGUGGCCAGCAGUGGGUCUGCAGCCGCGGAAGGCGAGGCUCGUCCUUCCACGCCGCAAAGGCAAGCGUCCAACGCCAGCAAGAGCAACAUCGCCGCCGCCAACAGCGGCAGCAACAGUAGCGGGGCCACCCGGGCCAGCGGCAAACACAGGUCUGCGUCCUGCUCCUUCUGCAUCUGGCUCCUGCAGUCACUGAUCCACAUCUUGCAGCUCGGGCAGAUCUGGAGAUAUUUCCACACCAUAUACUUAGGUAUUCGAAGCCGGCAGAGUGGGGAGAAUGACAGAUGGAGGUUUUACUGGAAAAUGGUGUAUGAGUAUGCAGAUGUGAGUAUGCUGCAUUUGCUAGCCACCUUUCUGGAAAGUGCUCCACAGCUGGUCCUGCAGCUCUGCAUUAUCGUACAGACUCAUAGCUUACAGGCCCUCCAAGGUUUCACUGCGGCGGCCUCCCUCGUGUCUUUGGCUUGGGCCCUGGCCUCUUACCAGAAGGCCCUCCGCGACUCUCGAGACGACAAGAAGCCCAUCAGCUACAUGGCCGUCGUCAUCCAGUUCUGCUGGCACUUCUUCACCAUUGCCGCCAGAGUCAUCACUUUCGCCCUCUUCGCCUCGGUUUUCCAGCUCUACUUCGGGAUCUUCAUCGUCCUCCACUGGUGCAUCAUGACCUUCUGGAUCGUACACUGUGAGACAGAAUUCUGUAUCACCAAAUGGGAAGAGAUUGUGUUCGACAUGGUGGUGGGGAUCAUCUACAUUUUCAGCUGGUUCAACGUCAAGGAAGGCAGGACUCGCUGUAGGCUCUUCGUUUACUACUUUGUGAUUCUUUUGGAAAAUACAGCCUUGAGUGCCCUCUGGUACCUCUACAAGGCUCCCCAGAUCGCAGACGCGUUUGCCAUCCCGGCGCUGUGUGUGGUGUUCAGCAGCUUUUUAACUGGCGUCGUUUUUAUGCUGAUGUAUUAUGCCUUCUUUCACCCCAACGGACCCAGGUUCGGGCAGUCACCAAGCUGUGCUUGUGAGGACCCAGUCGCCGCCUUCACUCUGCCUCCAGAGGUGGCCACGAGCACGCUCCGGUCCAUCUCCAACAACCGCAGUGUCGCCAGCGACCGCGACCAGAAAUUUGCAGAGCGGGACGGGUGCGUCCCUGUCUUUCAGGUGAGGCCCACAGCCCCGUCCACCCCAUCGUCUCGCCCACCACGGAUUGAAGAAUCUGUCAUUAAAAUUGACCUGUUCAGGAAUAGGUACCCAGCGUGGGAGAGACACGUUUUGGACCGAAGCCUCCGGAAGGCCAUCUUAGCCUUUGAAUGUUCCCCGUCUCCUCCAAGGCUGCAGUACAAAGAUGAUGCCCUUAUUCAGGAGCGGCUGGAGUAUGAAACCACUUUAUAAAAUAGAAGGCUUUGGAGGGGCCACAACCUCCAGGUGAAGGGGUGACAGCGGGGCCGUGGCAAUAAUGAAACUCCGUCCUAGACCAGGGCAGAGAGCUGUAAUGCGCUUAGUGUGACCGCCCAUCAGCUGGCUGCCCUGCUGUGGUCUCCUUUCCAAACAGCAGCUGAAGGGAACAUGGCGGCUUAGGAGGACUUCUCGUUGCUACCAGCCCUCCUGUCCACUCUCAGCGUGUCCACCAGAGGGUACAAUUAUCACGGAAAAUGUUGCCUCCAAUCAAUAGGGUGUUUUGAUGGAGUCAACUGAUCUUUGCAGAAAAAUCUAUUCAGUCACACACACACACACACACACACACGCACACACGCACACACCUGCUAAUACACACAUGGCACCAGUCCUCUGUCAAAACAGCUUAGGUGAUUUUUCUUGAUGCAAAGCUCUGAUUCUGAAUAUAAAAACAAAGAGAGAGAGAGAGAGAGAGAGAGAACAUAUCCCUCAAGACUCCAGGAAAAAAACACAAAUAGUACCACUUAGAAAAGAAUUCAUAGACCAUUCUCAUUCGGAAACUGACACCAUGUGUGAAAAUCCUACCCAGUGGACAGCAAACUCAACUGUUGUUUACAUGUGUAUUAGAAUCAAUGGAAUGGUUCGUUUUCCACACAUUUCAGGAUUUGUCUUUUCGUUUCAAGUUUCCGUUGAGAACAUCCUUCCUGCCAGAAAUCCUAUGCAGCGCAUCUGUGGCUUUUGACAAGGCCAAGGAGCUCGAGAAGUUCGGGAGGUACACGAAAUGGUGAUCGCGAGUCAGUAUUCAGUUGCAGACGUGUAAUAAAUCCCUGAAGAGGAAGCACGGGAAAAACAAGGCAAAAACGAGCGUCAGAUUUCCCGGCCUGUGCGGCUCACACUGGCAUGUAAGUGCAGGGGCAGAAGAGGGACAGGCUGACCCGGAUGUUACAAGACGCGGAAAAGCGUGGCUCCGUGUGAGCACGUGCCGGGCCACACCCACCUAGUGCCAAACACCGUCCAACCACAGGACUGACGUGCAAGUCCCAAACACCUGAGAACGAGUGGCCUGAGCCCCCCCCCGCCCCCAAACGCGGACGUGAGAGUGCACCAUCAAGUUCCCCACUGUGUACAGACUUUCCCCACCCCCACCCCCAAUCCAAGGUCAAAGUGAUGUGUCUUUUAGAGGCUUUGGGACCCUUUUUAGUAAGUAUGAGCAGACAAUGAAUGCAGUGACCGUGCUACGAGAAAACCCUUCCCAACUGAUUGAGGGCUUAUCACUCGAUCCAGCUAAGAUUUGUAUUUGAAUCGUUUGUAAAGUCGCACUCUUACAACAAACUUCUGGGUUUUAAAUACCUCCGUACAGCAAGUAAACGUUCCCUGCUUUCUGUUCCCAGUGUCCUCGGUCAUGGUGCUUUUUGUUGCAUUAAAAGUGCCGGUCAAACUUUGAUAGUAUUUUUUUAUAGUUGGUGCAGAGUGGAAUAACUCAUGGAUUAUUUCAAUAUUUUUGUAAUAAAAAAAUAUAGGGUAUACAUGUAGGCAUCAUCACUUUUUUUAUAGACCUGGAAUCGUUUAAAAUACUUUAAGCGUCAUCAUUCCUUGGGAUGUCCGAAACUGGUCCACAAAUUCCAUCAGCCUGCCUCAGCGGAUUGAGAACACCUGUCUCUUGGAAGAUCACCCUACUUUGCAAUGUUGGUGCCCCCAGGAACCUGGCCAGGGGUGCUAUCAGAAUAUCAGGUGACAAGAGAAUCAGCUUACCUAGAAAGGGCUUGUCAAGACUGGCCAAUGUUUCCCAGGAUGUGAAAGCUGUAAAUGAUUACUUUCAUCCAUCCAUUAUCACGAACCUGACCACAGUGGAAGAUGUCUUAAACUUCCUUCCCUGGUUUUAUAUUAACCCAAGUGAUAUAUUAAAUAUUAGUCCAAGUCACUAAAAAGAGAGAGAGAGAGACAGAGAGAGAGAGAGACAGAGAGAGAGGGGAAAAGUCCGUUUAACUUCAUUGCUCGGUUAUCUGGACUGUCCAAUCCACUUAAAAUAGUCAAGUUCUAGAGCCACCACCUGUAAUGGGUGGGUCCUACAGAGACUGCUGUCCCCGUGACAUCCACAGGAAAUGGCAGAGCGCUCAACCUAGGACUUCUUUUGGUACAAAGCCCCAGAGCAAUGUUUUCAAAAUAGAUGACUUUUUAUCGCUUGACGUGCUUCCCUAGUACUCCAUGAUUUCAUCCUGCAAGCAAGAUUGCCACUAAAAAACAAUGAUCUUUUGUCCGGAUGUGAAAAGUUUACCCGGUCGCCAGCAAAGGCCCAGGAAGACGCUCUUCUUGUCAGUGACUGGUGAAAACAUUGCGCCCCCCAUCGUGGAAGGAAAACGUGAUUACAUUGGCAAAAACGCUUCAUCUUUGUGCAGGACCAUGAGUUAUUAGCUUCGUUAUUUCCAAGAAGACUUGUAAGUGAUGAUCUUUGGAAACUGAAUGGCUCAGCUGAACUGUACCUUUGAUUUCACGAGUAAAUAACAGAUCACAAUUAUAGCGUCAAUCGACACAAACUCAGCAGGCCCCACCACUCCUCAGUCAUGUAAGUCCUGAGUUAUUUCUCAAUUUGAUCCCUCCUUUACCACGUUAAGAGUCAAAAUGAGUGCUUUGUGAAUCAACAGUGAUGUACUGUGCUUCGUCCUGGAGGUCAGAAUGCAGUUUUAGGAGGGCAUAAGAAAUCUUCAUCUUUCCGUGAUUUCCCCAAUACUGGAAAUACUCUGUUGUCCAACAUACUUGAAGAGUGUGAUGUUUUAGUUAGUCAAAAAUUCUUGCUAAGUAAAUGACAUCUCCACCACAAAUUCCAAACUUUCUUCAGAGUACAAGAACCAAAACCCUCAACCUCCCAGGAAAAUCAUGACUUAAUCUCGUUUCCAUGAUCGAGAAGAGCACGGCAGGGCCCUCAGACUGUGCAGUGACAGGAACUGUUAUUAGAUGCUAGAUACACAGAUGACAGAGAGUUUAAAGUAUUAGGAUUUAAAGAGACAUUGUCAAUGUACAAAGGAACAAAGUUGGAUUUUUGUGCUUGUGUUUUAGUUCUUCCUAAGAUUUCAUUUUCAAUCUGCCGUGAAACCCUCCACGGACAGUAACUGGAGAAUCCAAAAAAGGAACAAUACUCUGGUUAGCGUACAGAUUGGAAGCGCUGGGUUCUUUCUCUGUGGGAUCAGACUUCCUGUGCCUGAGUCUACUCGGAUUCUUGGCCGGGGAAGGGGUCCUGCGCUUAGCAUUCCCUUUUUGCACUGGACCAUAAAAUUUUCUAAAAGAAAAUGUUAUACCUUUCUUUCACUUUCAACUUAGCAUUUCGACAUGAAACCUCAUGUAAGAUUAAAGAACAUACGUAGCGUCACAUACUGAGACUUUUAAGUAUUCGCGUGGAAGAAAACAAAUUUUUUCCAUGUAAGUCACAGUUUGGUCCCCCAUAAUGACUCUUGUCUCUUCAAUUCCCUUAGCCGUUGAUGCUGUCCUACGUAACUAUGUACCGGCUAGUUCAGUGACACUGACUUUGCAGACGCUCAGUUACUACUCACAACCAACAAAAGAAAUUCUCUUACUGACUUGGCAAGCACAUGCAAUUCGAGUAUUAGCACAAUAUAAAAUACAAAGAUAACCUGAAGAGUAAAGUAUAAUGAAGUACAUAUGCUUAAUUCCCAAAUGCCUGAUUUAUUUUUGCUCUAUGAAUAAGUGACGUGAUAGCACUGACCAAAUAUUUUCCUUCUCCUUUUUGGCCCGAGCUGACAGUCCCUGUCUAUAAGACGUCAACAUCCUUGUGAUGUUGUGGGAAAUACCCAGGUGCAAUUUAACGCUUUCAGCUUGAAUAAGCUGUCUCACUCCGGAAAGAUUUCAUCUUUUAAGCAGCUGAAUAGAAUAGUUUUGAAUCAUCUCAAAGUUCCUUUCUCCAAACCGAUUGAAUUGAGCGAAGAAAAACUCUUGUGUCCUCACCAGGAAUUGUGCAAGAUUGCACACUUGCCUUUAAACGCUCCAAAUGCAUUGAGUGGAGCGAGUUCUCCCCCAAUGUGUAGACGAGGAUCCAUUUUUUUUUCCUAAUGAACCAUUUUCUAGACUACAUAUGUGCUUCUCUGCAGUCCCCUACAUCUUUGCCAUUAGCCAUUACUGUUUCUAUAUAAAGCUUGGAUGAUAUGCCUGCAUUUUUAUGUUUCUAAGGAGAAUUCCUUAAAGCCUGUUUACAAACAGCUCAGACUGUCUUUCAGAAGUAUAGCUUGAAGGAUGGUUGAAAUGCACAGCAGAACUGAGGUGGUUGUUUCUAUACAUCCAGCGAUGGAAGCACAUCAGCUCACGUCCCUUUAGCUUCAGCAAUCUGGUGUCACUCCUGAAAACAAGCAAAACGGUUGCUUCUGCCAGCUUGUGACUCAAAGCCCCCCUCUUCCCCAUCUGAAGCUGGGGCAUUCCAACAUGGCUAAGGAUGGGCCAUUCCCUUCUAGCGCCCACCCCCCCCCCCCACCAGCACCUUACCUCCAUUUCCGAGUCUCCGGCCCUGACCUGUAUCAGGCUAUGAAGUGAGCUCAGCCGUUGGGUUGUGUCUCCUCUGCUCACUCAGAGGGGCUGCACUGUCCACGGUAGAGCUUUCUCUGGGCACGCAUGUCCUGUCCAGUCGCCCUCCUAGAAAUGGGCACACAGGAAGACUAGCGUGUGCCUGUGAUCAACAGUCUCAACAGGAUUACUCAUUAGACAGUGAAACUCCACAGAAUGUGGGCGGAAUUGUAUAAAAACACAAUGAGCCAUUUAAUUUUGUUAAUUGUAGCAAUUAGGCUAGCUCGAACACAGGCUGCGCUCACAGCGGAAAGCCAAAAUGGAAGAAAUGGCAAACAGCCAUUUGCCCACAGAAAUGAGGGGUUCAGAAGCUCUCCCUUGAGUGUUUAAGGCAUCACGUUGUUUGAUCAUCCAUCUGUAACUCUUUCUCUAGACUCCAUAAGAAAAGAAAUCAGACUUCUGUUAUAUCGCAUGCCAUGGUCGAAUCCAGAAAUGGAAAACUUUAGUCAACCUGUUGUGGCCUAUGUUCUGCUCCGUGAGGGAUGGUUGGAUGUCCCUGAAAUGUCCAAUUGUUUUUGCUAAAAUAUUUUACUCACACAAAUAGUAUCCUGACCAUAAUACGUCAGAAACACUUGGCAAACUCCAAUUUUUGCUUCGGUGAUUUUUGUUACCCUUAGAUUUUCUUGCAGCUCAGUUCCCCAUAUUGACGGUAACUUACCACGAUGGGGAGCUUACCGUGUACCCAGGGCUGUGCUAAAGAGCUUUACCUGUGCGAUUUCACUUAAUCCACCCAACUAUCUAUGAAUUAAGUACCAUUUACAGAUGACAAAACUUAAGCUGGGCGAUACUAAAAUUGCCAAAGGUCCCACAGCUAGGAAGCCGUGGAGCUGAGAAUUGAACGCGGCUCGUAACACUUUUUAACUACUGCAGAUUUUUUGAGAGGACCAAGGAACAUUUUCCCACCCAAAUCUACUUCUGAUUUGAUAAGCCUUCAGGUGAAAUAAAAUCAUGGUCUGAUGAUGAAAUUUCCCAGAGCAAGUUUCAUUUGGAAGUCAAAGAGGUCUUCCAAAAUGAAAAGUUAAAAAUAAAAAUGGUAGAUAGAUAAGUGCUAUUCUUCCAUUCUAGACAACUGUCCUCUUCCAUGGCCCUACUGUACCCUUAAGGAGGAGAUAAAUAGACGCUGGCCUGAUAGUUCUUCUCUUGUAUUCUAUACAUGUCAUUCUAUGCUGUCAUCUGAGAAAUAACUAAACCCCAGUACUUACUCUGACACUCAGAGAGAGAAAGAAAGAGAGCAAGAAGGAAGGGAGGAAAAGAGGAAGAGAGGGAAGAAGGAAGGAAAGACAGAUCAACAGACCUUUGAAGUGACAUGAUUCUAUCCCAUUGCCAUAAUUUUCCUCUACAUUGUAUGCCUUGCAGUUCCCAAAAUUUGACACUAUUAUGCCAUUGGCUUGACCCAUCAUAUAAAUUGAGGAAUCUUUCCUUGGAGUGAAAGGUUAGAUGUAAAGAAUAAAGCAAAUGUCCACCCACUGUUUGUUGAACUUAUUAUAAAAUACUUGAUGUGCCCUUUCCUUCCUCACUUUUGAUGUAACCUGUCUGAGUUCUACAGGAGGACAGUCAAAAGCCAUUCAAUGACAUUGUAUUUUAAGUCGUUGUUGUUGUUUAAGCGAUGUUGUUGGAAUCGAUGCUAAAAAGGUAGCCAGUAAGAAACCCCAAAUUUUCUCAAUCUUGGUGUUUAUUUUAGAAAACGAUGCAGUGAUCAGUCUGACUUUAAUGUAUGAAAAAUACAAUCUUCUCUCUUCCUACUUUGGUAAGAUUUAAGCAGAUCUUUCUGACGAUAUGUUAAAUUAGAAGUCACUAAUUUUUGUAGAAAAUAGUGUCUAAAAGAGAUCUAAGGGUUGUGUCAAUACAUUUCUUUUAUAGAUGAGACAAUCAAGGUCCAAAGAGAUCAGGUGAUUUUUGUAAUCAGGAUUCCUUCAAUUAUCUGUCCCAUAAGCAUGCUCCACAGGACGAGCAUCGCUAGGCCAAGUACAGAAGGAGUCUCACAUUCCAGCAGCUUGCGCUCUGGUUGUUAGUAGCAGAAUAGGAGUCUUCUGACUUUAACUCUUUUUUUGCUCUACUGCACAGAUUCUUUGGGUAAUAUCUACAUUUCAUUCUACACCAGAGCAAUAAAGACACAUAGAUUCCUCCAUAUUAUAUGAUGUUAAGCCUCACAACAAACAACUGCCACAUACAGUGACAAACAGAAGGUAACGAUAUCAACAUAAAGAUAAAUCAACAAUUGACUAUCUAUAAAGAGAAAAGUAAUUUUAUAAUUGGUUUUUGUGCCUCUCCAACACUGGAUGUCUUUAAAUCAAGGUCACAGCGCAGCAAAGAAAAGUUGAAACACUUUUUUGGCACAUGGCACUUGACUCAAAACAAUCAUAUCCGAAUUCCUUUAAAGGAGAGGCAUGACAGGGGCACUGCCCUGGCUCAGUCUGUGGAGCAUCUGACUCUUGAUCUCGGGGUCAUGAGUUCGAGCCUCAUGUUGGGUGUAGAGAACACUCAAAUCAAUAAAAUUUAAAGAAAAGAUGCAUGACAUUCAGAUGCCUCUAACAUGUCUGAAGGCUUUUCUAAUAAUCUUCAGGAAACAUCCUUAGUGCAUACGACAUGUUUCCAGCAAAGUAGUUUUUUAAGAAUAACAAAUUUCCAGGCCUAAAACUCGGCUAUUGCAACCUGAGAGGUUGGUCGAAAGCCAUACUUCCUGCGCCCAGAAGAGCAACAUUACAUUCACGGGUCAGGACGGCCAGACUCACCUCAUUUGGAUACUCAGUGCUGGCAUAGCACCCAAACUGAGUCUCUCCCCGCAAUAUGGCCAAGUGGUUGGCUUUCCACAGAUGUACGGGGUGUAUCGUUUAAAGAUAACUAUUAAUUUGCAUAACUAAUUUUCUGUAAGUGAAAUAAUUCCAGUCAGGGAAUGCCUAAACCCAUUUGUUCUUUAAGGAAAGGGAAAACACAUAUUAAUUUGUAUGAGCAUUUGUAUGAGCACAGAAUAAUUCGAAGAAUUCUUUGGUGAGUCCCAUCAAGCAUCAAUAAAACAGUUGACCUUAUAAUGGUGGGAGGUCUAAGGUAGGAUUUCUAGGUUCAUGCCACCAAGAGUAGUCCAUUACCACGAUUGCUAUUUCAGCCGUUGCACCAGCCAAGAAGAGUAUAGUUACUGAUACGAUGUUUGCAGAGCAAAGAUCCUGAUGAUAAAACAGAUCAACAUCAAAACUAAUUAAUCAACUUGAUAUGCAAAUAUUACCAGUCCAGUACCAACACACAAUGUUCUCUUGUGUUGUUAUUAAAGCCUGUCACCUAACGCUGUUAUUAGAAUUUCAGAAAAUGUAAGGUUUCGUUUUUUUAUUAUACUCCCAUCUAUCAAAUUAAGCUGGUGACCCUCUCCUCUCUCUAUGGCUUGAUUUGCAUUAAAAUGGAACUAAUCAAAUUCUUAUUUCAGUUAAGUGCUACAAAUAUUAACAAAUGGAGAUGCUGGGCGUUUCAGCUAAUUUAAUUUAACUGUUCUAGUGGCAUUCUGGUAUGGAGUUGUAUCAGAUCAACACUCUUCAUUAUUUCAAAUUAAUUCAUUUAUCAGUGAGUUCUACAACACCCUUAAGUGAGUUGGAAAUAUAGCUCAGGUUUCUCUCAUUGUGAGAAAUUCCUAUUUUGGUUCCAAACCAGUAGAACACAUCGCACUCAACGUCAGCAUUUCAAUCCAUCGCGAUUCUGAAAAAGGAGCACUGGAGUUUGGGUGUGUGGGGUACUGCUGUUAACUUAGCAAUUAACUUUUGACCCGGGCUUUCUAUCCCCCUCCCCCCCUACACCACUGUAGGUUCUUAUUCUAUUCAAAUUAGGAGCAGUAGCACUUGUCAGGUAACCAAAGGAGAUCUGUCAGCUGGUCAAAGAAUUGUCAUUUCAUAUCCUGCUUUCAAAGAAGUAAAAUAUUCAACUUUCCUUAUUAAGCUCUCUAAUGUAUUGUACAUAGAAAAGGAAGUGGAUCGCUGGAAUACGUUUUGAAGUCUGGGGUGAAACAUUUCCCUUGGUGUGAAUCAGAGGCUCUCGGUGCCCCGUGAAGACGACUAAAUCUCUCCCGCUACGAGGAAAGGGAAGGGGGACGAGCCAGUCACUCAGAAAUGUGAGCCUCGACUGUCACAAAGGUGUAUAUUGCUGAUGGUAUCGAUUCCCUUCUUUUUUUUACAGAAACAUCUUGGAACUUGUCAAGCUUUACCGAAGGUGAUUUGCGUUAAGUAAUGCAACAGACCCUUUAAUCUUGCAAACUCUUGACUUGUAAUGUUGUAGCCAAGCAAGGGGAAAUUAAUCAGUUAGUCGGAGAGAGCACUUCCUGCCGUGCUGUGCCCAGGCCUGAAGAGAAAGACCUCUGUGAAAGUAGGAGCACUAAGGAAUUCGUGCUACCUGCUUCCUCAUCAUUCAUGCUAUGAAUAUUCAUCCGCUUCAUUUGUUUUUUCCGGGAAGCGCUGCUUUGAAACAAAGAAAGAAAUUAAGAAAGAUGGUAAAGGAAAAAAGUCAAUGGAUUCCUGGGGCUUGUGUAGCUCUGAGAAUAGGUACUGGGUCACAGAGACUCGUGUUCAAUGGAUACAAAUCUACAUGUGUUUGGAAAUGAAAAAAAAAAAAAUGUCAUUGUCACCUCUUUAAUGAUUGACCUGAGUACAGUGGCCGCCCUUCAUUUGUUGAGGCUACAGUUGUCAGCAGUGUGAAAACCAAUUUCUAAAAAUUGAACCUGUAAUUCAGUUUCGGAGGUAAAAAUCUGCACGGAUGGAACUAUUCAGUAAUUUGGUUCCUGCCUUCCCUGGGUGGUGACCUGGUAAGUUUCAGACCGAGGCGACCGUGUGGAAUUGGCUCUCCUGCUCCUUCUGAGACCCUGCAACGUCUCGGUUACAAGCUAGAAGAUCGUCAAUUUGAGAUUCUUGAUUGCCUAAGUGUUUGCUUCAAAGUAAACAGGUAAUCUCGCAAUUAAAAAAUCACGGUUCUUUCCCACUUGCUUCUCUGUUUUCCAAGAAUGGUUUGAGCUGUAACGGAAGAAUGAAUGUACCUCAGAUGGUAGUUCCAUAGUCUGCAAGAGUCGGGCAUCCGUCUGUUCUUAUAAAGUUUCUGUCUGACCUUUUGGUAGAGCAAUUUUAGGAAUGAACCCCAGAUAAAUGAGUGAAAGCCAUCAGAUUUAUCUGAUAAGCACCCUAACAGAAACAUUUUUUAAAAAAAGAAGCAAGGAUCCUUUUUCUUGUGUUUCAAGGAUGUUUCUCCUUCCUGAGCGAUCAUCUUGGUGACUAUCUCCAAGGUGUACCAAGAGCUACUGAACGAUAGUUUCAGUUAUGGGCUCCAGUAUCGUGCUGAACACGAUGACAAAAGUCAUUUUUCAGAACUAGCUCUUGGCUCAAGCACUGACAUUUAAUGGCAAAAACUGGCCUACCACCGUGUGACUUAUUUUCAAUUGCAAGGCAGUGGAAACUAGUACGUGAAAGGAAAUGUUAAUUUCCUGAACUCCAAAGCCAAAAUGGGCAACAAAGCAACUCUGAAACCUACAAUGAGUUGGUUGACCGUGGGGAACCCGGGAGCAAUAAACAUUCCUCUUAAGCAAGGCUCAUGAGUGAGACUGACUAUAAGCUGUGUUGGGACAGAAGGUGACUGAAGAGGACGCCCACCAGUGGCUCAUGAGGAAUAUUUGCCUUUUUAGAGAGCAGAGGUUCAAGGUAGCACCCUGCUAUUCCAUAACUAUGACGAUAGAUACAUCCAUAUAUGAAGGGCCAAGGCAGAAGACAGAGAAGAUGCCAGGGACUUCAUGUCUGAGACUAACUCAGUCUCUAUGGGAACAGCUCUCCUUGGUCAUUGGCCCCUAUGCUGCUAACUAGCUCUGCAUGCCAAGAGCUUCUGAUGGAUUACAAGAUGAGAUAUUCAAAGGUAUUGUAAGUACUCUUGCUGGUAGAACACGAACCAUUGAAUUAUCCCUCAUUUCAACAGCAACGAGAUUCAGGGUUACUAUGGCCUUACUCAUCAUCCCAUUGUAAAUACGUCAUGACGUCACGAGAGCCUCCAUGUUCAAAUUCACUAAAACAGGUUUCCACGUUCCAAGUCUGUGUCUCUAUCCGCAAAUUGGAAACAUAACUUUGGGAGAAUGAUUUUCAGAAUAAGGGAAGUGAAAAGAGAGUGGACAGUGAAGCAAUUUCUCACCAUACACGAAACCACUUAGAGUACUGAUAGCCCUAAAGCUCUGAUUUUUUUUUUUUCUCAUGACUAAGUUUCCUUUAACUUAGGGGCUUUCGACAUCUGAAUUUUCCGGAUGAUUACUGACACAUCUUCACCAAACUGAAGCAGACACAACGGCAUUGUUAAAAAAUAAAGACUGCCCACAUGAAUGCCAAUAUCCCAAUGAAAAGUGAAGAAGGAGGUCACUCAAGGAGUAAAUUUGGUCUUGGUGAGGUCAAACGUUUGGCUGCUUGGGAAAAUCCAGAUGUUUGAAUGAUACGGUUUUUCAUCUGGUAGUCGGGUGUUGUCUGGAUAGACAGAAAAUGCUCAGGUGUUGUAGGUAAUGAAAUUUAACUUUCUUGUUGCAGUAAUCUGUUGCUGGUGAUAUUCUGCUGCUAACAAUCUCUUUGUUGUGCAAAGAGGAAUAAAUAAUGCAGAGCAAAUGCUAUUUGAUUUUUUUUAUUUACUUUUGGCACACCCAAGAGUGGGAGAGGUUUGGGAGGCUGUCCUGAGGGGGGGGGUAUUCCGAUGUGAUUGAGGCACAGACCUCCCUCACCGAGCCGGUUCUGGAGGCCUGCCACACGGCUCCUUCCUGCCGAGGAAACUUUUUAUCCAGCUCUUUUCCAUCCUUUUAUCUUGCCCCUCUGCUCUUCAUGUAGGUCUUACUCGCUCACAAAGUCUACUUGACAGAAGAGUUCAAGGGAAAUGCAGAGUCGUUAACUUUUUAUUCUUCAAGUAGGAAGUUUCCAUUGCAAGAACUUCUUAGAUCUUUGAAGCAGAAAAAUCAUUUAAACUACUCAAUGCAGUUAUUUCGUGGUGCAUGUUGUGGUGUGGACAGAAGUAAAAGCUAUUUUUCCCAAAUUAUACAAAAUGCACACUUGGUUUGGUUUAUUGAUGUCGUUCUGAUUGCCAAGGACUGACUGGUUACACACAGUGGAAGAGUAGUGUUGUCUUUGUAGUCCCAGAAAACAGAAAAAAAGAGAAAAUGUCAAAGGAAAGUUCACUCUCCAGAAAGAAAGUUUGAGAUAGUCGUAUGACUCUUGUGUUUGUGACUAAUUAGGGACGUUUCCUUCCUUGUUUCCUCUGACUUGGCUCUGGACUAGUGAGUGUGUGUAUUUCAUCAAAUUGGGUGCUUACCUCAUUUUCUAUUCUGAGGCUGGACAGGAAAACAGGCAAGUUAUUCCGACCGAUUUUCUCUUCUGUGAGUUUAAGUUGCGGAACUCGUUCCGAGGCACUGACCGUAAGCAGGCACACAGAGCGCGAUCGAAAGGUCACGAGAGCAUUUCCAGAGAAAAAUCUAAAUGUUUUGUACAUUCUUAGCGUUUUGAUUGCGUCAAAUGCUACAUUUCAGCGCCAACUUAGAACGACUUCGUGGGGUAGGCAUUGCCCAUGUCCUUGUUGGGUCCCUCCUCCCACCACAUGCAGACGUUUCCGAAAUCAAUUGGAUGCUCCACCUUGUGUAGCAAGGGCCUCCGGCCACUGGGUGUCGCUGCUCUGUGCUGACUGUGUUUUGAAAACGCUCCUUCGGAUGGCUGACCCCGUUUGCUAGCCCCCCACCUGUGAAAGCCCUCGGGACCACCGCGCCGCCACUUCCUGUCGCAGGUGUACAAACCAACCCGGUUUGGCUUUGCUUUUCUUUUUCCUUGAGAUUUUUGACUUCGCCAGAUCUUUUCCCGAAUCUUUUUACUUUCAUGUUAUCGACAGGAUAUUUAGUUCAGUGUUUCAGUCAACUGGCAACCAAGAGGCGACAAUCCGUUGGCAACUACAGAAAUUGUAGGUGUUUUGGUUUGUUGUGUUUUCAGUUAUCUUUUAUUAUGUAAUAACUGAAUGAUACUUGUGGUUUGGUAGAAAACUAAAAGUCCCUGAGUUGAAUAUAACGGCUGUUGUAAUUAUACUUAAAUAUAUUCUACGAAACAGUAUCCUUUCACACUAUGAAGUAUACUCCUUUCUGGAGACAAGAAGAUGGAAGGGCCAUGGUCCAGUGGUGGAAACACACACACACACAGGGGCCUAGCAUCUGUGCCCCUUGAGUCCUCAUUCCUGGUCGGUCCCUUCAGCCUCAGAAACUCGCCCUCAGCCUCCUUUUUCCCAUAUGUAAACGAGAGAUAAUCUUUAUCUACCUACCUCAUAGUGAUUUUGUGAAGAUGCGUUAAGUUGGUAAAGUGCGUCGGCACUUGAGUAGCGGUGUCAGCGCAAAGGAGGCCUGUGCGCAGCCCUGAAAUAGGCUACAGGAGGGGGAAGUGGAGGCAGCUUAGUAACACGACAGCAAUAAAUCACCAAGCAGAGAGUACGAGUAUUUGUGAUCACUUAGCAGAAGUGAAACUUUUUCUUCAAAGGUCUAUGUAGAACUUUUUUUUUGUUUUAAUUAUCAGCUUUUAAUGACAAAAAUUAAUUCCUUUCAUACAAACAUUGAGAAGCUUCGUACGGAAGGACGAUUUCCCUCGUAGCCAAGCUGAAUUUUAUGAAAUAGUUAUUAAAUAUAUCUGAAAGACUGGGCUCCUUCUGAUGCCUAAAGAGUUUGCAUGCCUGAUCCCCAAACUACAUUUUCCAGAAUGCCUGCCUGAUACCUGAGUUCAGGACUCACGAUUGCCAAGUGGUGUUCUGGAACCCACUACCAGGAGGGAAAAUUUUUAAUCGAUAUUAUUGAGAUUAGAUUUUGUGUUGUUUCCGGUGAAGUUCUUUUUUGACUCUUAGAUGACACAUCCCUCCCUUUACUACCCAAUAAAAGAAUGUAAAGCCUUAUUUAUGCCUGGAACUUCUGAAUUGGUUUCUUUUCAGAUUAUAAAUAAAUUUCAAGAUUUUCAGAGAAGUGUUUACACAAGGGCUUCAGCUAUAUAUUGAUAUACAUGUAUCCUCAUACAUGCAUAGAUCUGAGUAUUCAACUAUAGGACACAGGAGAUGGUGGGGAAACAACCAUAGAGAACAUCCUGUACGACUUCCCCCAAAAGUCACAUGCUUUUUCUUACUUAAAUAUUUAGUCCGGAUAAGAACUAGUGCUAAAUCACAUAAUUUGGGGUUAUAAAUAUUUAUCAUUUUUCAGUCGGGGCGGUAAUAUUAUAACGUAGGAAUAUACCCAUUAAACUAUACUAACAAUUCAGAUAAUGUCUUAAUGCUGUGACUUCACAAGGAAAAGUUAUGUACAUAAAUACUGUCAUUGUGCCCUUAGUUAAUAAUUAUAUUCCUUUGCAAAAAAAAAAAAAUGCAUGCUCUUAAAAACACGAAAUAAGGUUUCAGAAAGUUUAUCUUGAUAAAUGGGUUUAAAAUCAUGUUGUGCCUAGAACUACAUAAAGGACACAUUCAACAUAAUCUCUUCUGGAUUCUACAAUCUAGUUGCCAGUGGUAUAGCUUAAAAUUUCACAUUGGUUAUACAUUUCUAAUGCAUGGUAUUAAGCUUUCUGGAGCAUGAAUUUAACCUAGGCAAUUGCCUGAUCCACUAAAAAAAAAAUGUUUAUGUUGCCAUGCCACACUUAAGACAAAUACCUUUUUUUUUAGACUCAAAAUAUGAGUAUAGCAAGCGAGUCAAAAUGAUUUGGAUUUCUCUGACUUUUUACCCCCAAGUUCCGCGCAUCAAUAUUUUUCAAACCCAAAGUGCAUCAGAAUAUCCUUGCUUCUGAAGGGAAAUAUCCAUAUCGUUUGUUUUUGUGCAAGGAAACUGAAGUUAACGGGACUGGAUUCAGGGACAUGCAAAUAAGAUCCGGGGUGGCACGUUCUAGGGGGGCUGGCCAGGAUGAGGGGGGCGCUGCGAGAGAAGGCAUCACUGGCAGGCUUACCCCCAAGGUACAAAACAGAAUCUAAACGUAGUAGCUGGACAACUCUUUGAAGUGAUGGAAAUGAAAUUCCUCACCAAAGAGAUGAACACACAGGUGGAGACAACAUGUUAUUAGACAGAAGCUAUGCAUCUAAUUCCGGGGAAAACGAAGUAUGAGCCUCCCCUACUUCACUCUUAAGGCUUUCCAGCCCACAUGGAAGGCUUUAGAGUCUUCCCCAAAAUAGAAGACUUUUUUAGAGAACUACUUUUUAGCAAAGAUGCAUGUGAUUGUACUGCCGUGGACCAGCCAUUAUGUAAUUAUCACAUAUGUGAUGCUUUAUAAAUGUAGUUGUCAACUCUUACGGUCACUUCCAGUAAAUUCUGUCCCAUAAACAUGUGGCAGAAAAUUCUCUUGCUCCAAAGGAAUGCCUGCCAACUUGCUUACAUCCAGUCUUACCCCUCGCAUCUUACUAUCGCAAAACUUUCAUAUCCAGAUGGUAUGGGACGGUGGAAAAAUGAAGCUUUCGGUAAGUUGCUUAUUGAAGGUCUCACCUGAAGCCUCUCUUCAGUGAAGGGGGCAGGAGGAGCGGGGAACCUGGGUGAGAAUCUUGUCUCUAUUAAAUUGUCUCUGCUUUUCUUCUCAGUAACCAGCCAGCUUGGUAGCCUGGAGCGCAAGAUGAUAGGGAAACAUGCACAUUAGGUUUUUCCCAUUCUCAGAACAAGGAGAGCAGCCAGGAAGCCAGAGGUUCCCACGCCUUUGAAACCAAAUAGUACAUUGAAUUUAGGGCUAAGACAAAAAAGAAAAAAAAAUGUGGUAGAGUAUGAGCGACAUCAUCCUUCCUACCGGUUCUUUUCUCAGUUUCUACUGAAUUCUUUUUUACGGUUUAGACCAGAGGUUUCUAAUAAUGAUCACUGAUGCCAUUUUAUGUUAUAGCUUCCAUGCAGAAAUGGUGAAAGCAUGAGUUACCCCCAAAAUUACCGGGAAUACUGACUUUGUCUGAAACUGACACCCUCCCUAGCAAACUAGAAACAAAUACAACUUAGUAUUCUGGUGUCACUACGAACAUCUAGUAAAAAAAUAAAAAGUAAACAAAAGGAGCGUUUUGCUCAGCAUUAAACCAUCGCACAACAUAAACCCGCUUCCAAAUGGCAAGGAUUUUUACUACUGACAUUCGUCCUUCAUUCUGCGUUAUUUUCAGUAACUAAUUUUCACAUCUAACUACCUCAGCUACCGUCCUUUCAUUUAGAAACAUGAAACCAUGCACUUUGUAACCAACAGGUUUUUCAUUUCAAAUUUCAAAAGGAUACUUGGUGCAAAGCAAUUUUCCAAAAUUUAUAUAUGACGGAAGAAACCCACCCUCAGCAGCUUGUCCUUAACUCUGUUUGUUUGUUUCUGAGUUGGAUUGGGGU
This is a messenger RNA of Herpailurus yagouaroundi (jaguarundi), 17605 nucleotides long. It is a transcript of the gene XKR4, whose product is annotated as XK related 4. The record is from RefSeq and is a predicted model, not a curated record. Gene Ontology annotation, cellular component: plasma membrane. The transcript has 3 exons. NCBI's taxonomy places the organism in Eukaryota, Metazoa, Chordata, Mammalia, Carnivora, Felidae. Gene Ontology annotation, biological process: engulfment of apoptotic cell; phosphatidylserine exposure on apoptotic cell surface; apoptotic process involved in development. The annotation marks the transcript as partial.